Messenger RNA from Camellia sinensis, 877 nucleotides. RefSeq lists its product as uncharacterized. The record is from RefSeq and is a predicted model, not a curated record. Lineage: Eukaryota; Viridiplantae; Streptophyta; Magnoliopsida; Ericales; Theaceae.
ACCCCAUAAUGUUUCACUACACUACCCACCUAAUCAAUCACCUAUAGCUUAUAUAAGCUUCUGCAAUUCCUGGGUAGAGAGAGAGAGAGAGAGAGAGAGGUGCAGUGCAUGCUUGGAGACAACUUUGAAACUAUAAGGUGCCCUCUCUCUCUCUCUUACUGGUAUGUGGGAGUCUGGGGGUCUGUAGCACAUCUGCUUCAGCCCUCUUGUCCAUUUAAACAAAUAAAAAAAUAUAUUAUGCAUGAAAAGGGCUAUAUAGGAAGUUGGAGCCAUGGAAGGUGGAAACAGCUCAUUCAAUUCAGGGAAACAGCCAUUGGAGUUGGAAAUGCUGCAGAAAGAGCACGACGAGAAAAUGCAAAGAAUUCAAGAGCUGAGGCAACAAAUUGCAGAAACGAAGAUUCAUCUAGAGAAGAAGAAGAAGGAAGUCCCAGAGGAGAAAAUGGAAGCUUUCAAGACCUUAACUGACAAAUAUAACAGAAUGAGGGAUGAGUACAAUGCACUCUUGGCUGACAAGUUAAAGAAAGCCAAAAAGUAGUAGUAAUUAAAUUAAGGAAAAUGUUUGGUGGUCACAAAUUAUGUGGCUCAAAUGGCCCGAAACUGUCAAAACGACGUCGUUUUGUGUCGUUUUGCACCCAAAACAAUAUCGUUUUGGAUGUUUUGAACCAUUUCAGCCACAGAUUUUAUGACCUCCUAGCAUUGCUGUUAAAUUAAAAGUCUCAUCUCAUGAUCAUCAGCUAGUAUCCAUAUCCAUAUAUAGAAUUGCAAUUUGGUUUUCUUAUUUUAAAAUCUAGUAGUUCAUGUAAUGUAGAAUGUUUGUUAAUUUCUCUUUGACAAUGUAGUACUGUUUUUUUUUUUUAUCAAAAAAGACUUAGACCCC